Molecule: messenger RNA, 454 nt
Organism: Meloidogyne enterolobii
Lineage: Eukaryota; Metazoa; Nematoda; Chromadorea; Rhabditida; Meloidogynidae
Source: the annotation of a GenBank genome assembly
UGGUGGCGUUGGUGCGCAAUCUGUCUACAUGGGUGGUCCUGCUGGUGGAGGCGGAGGAGCCGGUCAACAAAGUACUUCAUCUUCACGUGGCCAGUCUUCUGUGUUUUUUGUGGGUCCUGGCACUGGUACAAUCUACGAAGUAGGCGCUGAAGAUGAUACAAAUAAUGGGGCUUCUGUUGCUGCUUCAAGUUUUGAUGAGACGACUACAGAAACGACGGAUACAAUUUUGCUGGGCGGUGGUGGUGGUGGUGGCAAUGGUGGACGAGAAAGAGAGGAAGAUGAAGGCUGGGGUGACGAUGAAGGCUGGCGAGAAGAUGAAGGCCGCCUAGAAGAUGAAGGGCGGCGAGAAGGUGGACGAAGGCGUGAUGAAUGGUGGAGGGCGGGGGAUGAAAUGGACAACACCCAGCCUUCCGCCGACACGGUCCAUCCAUCAAUUCUUAAUAAUCGAGUGUAA